UCCACCAUGUCUCCGCUGAAGACGUCAAUCCUGCUCUUAGCUCUGUUCCUCCCGUCGCUGCUGGCCACAGUGGACGAUGCCUUGGGUCUGCCCAGGACUGGCUCAUCUUCUCCAGACGGUGGCAACCGUAGCUCCAAGUGCCAGGAAGUCACCGAGUGCCAGGAAGGUGUAAUCUUACCUGUGUGGCUCCCUCAGAAUCCUUCCGUGGGAGAUAAGGUGGCCCGGGCCAUUGUUUACUUUGUGGCCCUCAUCUACAUGUUCCUGGGCAUGUCCAUCAUUGCCGACCGCUUCAUGGCCUCCAUUGAAGUCAUCACCUCGCAGGAGAGGGAGAUCACCAUUAAGAAACCCAACGGGGAGACUACAACGACCACCAUUCGUAUCUGGAACGAGACGGUCUCCAACCUCACUUUGAUGGCCCUGGGGUCGUCCGCCCCCGAGAUACUCCUGUCCAUCAUUGAGAUCGUGGGGCAUGGCUUCCAUGCAGGAGACAUGGGCCCCAGCACCAUUGUGGGCAGCGCCGCUUUUAACAUGUUCAUCAUCAUCGCCGUCUGCAUCCACGUCGUCCCUCAAGGUGAGGUACGGCGCAUCAAACACCUGCGGGUUUUCUUCGUCACGGCGGCCUGGAGCAUCUUUGCUUACAUCUGGUUGUACCUCAUCUUGGCCUGGUUCUCUCCCGGCGAGGUGGAACUGUGGGAAGGUCUUCUCACCUUCCUGUUUUUCCCAAUCUGCGUCCUCCAAGCUUGGGUGGCUGACCGCAGACUCCUCUUCUACAAGUACGUCCACAAAAGGUACCGGACGGAUAAGACGCGGAAUCUCAUUAUCGAGAGCGAGGGCGACGUCGGCUACCCGAAAAUGGACAUCGAGAUGGAUAACUCGCUCAAGGAAGGAUCGGAAGGUCUGGGCGAUACGGGGAAGGAUCAAGACGAGGAGGCCCGCAGGGACAUGGCACGCACCUUGCGUGAUUUGAAACAGAAGAAUCCCGACAAGGACAUGGAACAACUGAUCGAAAUGGCCAACUAUCAAGUACUGGUCCAGCAGCAGAAAAGCCGCGCUUUCUACCGCAUCCAAGCAACCCGUAUGAUGAUCGGAGCCGGGAAUAUCCUCAAGAAACACGCGUCCGAUCAGGCCCGCAAAGCGAUCAGCAUGCAGAAAGUCCAGACGGAGGAAGACGAAUCAGUGACCAGAGUCGGUUUCGAACCAGCUCACUAUCAGUGCUUCGAGAACUGUGGCUCUGUGGUCCUGACCGUGGCCCGUCGAGGAGGGGAUCUGGCCUGCGUCAGUGUGCGAGUGGAUUUCCGUACGGAAGACGGGACCGCGAACGCUGGCUCUGACUACGAAUUUGCAGAGGGUACCUUGCUCUUCAAGCCAGGAGAGACGCACAAGGAACUGCGAGUGGGGAUCAUUGACGACGAUAUUUUUGAAGAGGACGAGUAUUUUUACGUCCAUCUCAGCAACGUCAGGGCAGCCUGGGCCGAGCCGGGUCCGGCCCCCCCUCCGAAAGCUUGUCUCGCGCCCUCCAAGAUGGCCACUGUGACCAUCUUCGAUGACGACCACGCCGGUAUCUUUACCUUUGAGGGACCCUCUAAGCGAGUGAGCGAAAGCGUCGGCGUGGUGCACAUCAAAGUGCUGAGGACUUCGGGGGCCCGCGGGCGAGUGGCUAUCCCCUACCACACCAUCGAGGGCACGGCUAAAGCCGGCGAGGAUUACGAGGAAGUAGCCGGCAAGGUGGAGUUUCAGAACGACGAGACGGUAAGAUACAUCGAGAUUAAAAUAAUCGACGAUGAGGAGUAUGAAAAAAAUAAGAACUUCCACCUGCAGUUGGGACCCCCGGUUAUUUUGGACAUCGGAAUCCGGCACGGUGACACCAACGAGAAUCAACUGCCUGCAGGAGAGCAGGAAAAAAUUUCCAAAAUGGGGUACCCCACUUUGGGAGAAAACGCCAAACUUGAAGUUAUAAUUGAGGAAUCUUACGAGUUUAAGAGCACAGUGGACAAACUGAUCAAGAAAACCAACUUGGCGCUGGUGGUGGGAAGCAGCAGCUGGCGAGAGCAGUUCGUAAGCGCCGUCACGGUUAGUGCCGGUGACGAUGAAGACGACGACUCGGGCGAGGACCGCCUUCCUUCCUGCUUCGACUACAUCAUGCAUUUCCUCACCGUCUUCUGGAAAGUUCUGUUCGCCUUCGUGCCGCCCACCGAGUAUUGGUGCGGCUGGGCUUGCUUCCUGGUCUCCAUCUGCCUCAUCGGGGUGCUCACGGCCCUCACCGGAGACCUGGCCUCUCACUUCGGCUGCACCAUCGGCCUCAAGGACUCAGUCACGGCGGUGGUGUUCGUGGCGCUGGGUACUUCCGUGCCUGAUACCUUCGCCAGCAAGGUGGCCGCCAUCCAAGACCAGCACGCCGACGCUUCCAUCGGUAACGUAACGGGCAGCAACGCGGUGAACGUCUUCCUGGGCAUCGGCGUGGCCUGGACCAUCGCCGCCAGCUACUGGGCCAGCCAGGGGAAGCGCUUCGAGGUGCAACCGGGUACCCUGGCCUUCUCCGUCACGCUCUUCACCAUCUUUGCCUUCAUCAGCAUCGCGGUGCUGUUGUACCGCCGCCGGCCUCCUGUGGGGGGCGAGCUGGGCGGCCCCCGAAUCCCCAAACUUCUGUCCACCCUGUUUUUCGUCAGCCUCUGGCUGGUCUACAUCCUAUUAGCAUCUUUGGAAGCCUAUUGCCAUAUCGAAGGCUUCUGA
This is a messenger RNA of Thamnophis elegans (Western terrestrial garter snake), 2730 nucleotides long. Its product is annotated as sodium/calcium exchanger 1-like. Bases 7 to 2730 code for a protein of 907 amino acids. Gene Ontology annotation, biological process: cell communication; calcium ion import across plasma membrane; sodium ion transmembrane transport. Gene Ontology annotation, molecular function: calcium:sodium antiporter activity. The record is from RefSeq and is a predicted model, not a curated record. Gene Ontology annotation, cellular component: sarcolemma; postsynapse; axon. The transcript has 6 exons. Lineage: Eukaryota; Metazoa; Chordata; Lepidosauria; Squamata; Natricidae.